AUGUCGGCAAUCCUCCAUGUCCUCGCGGUAGAAGUGGGCGACCAGGAUCUGGACCCUGACGCAGUACCUGACGCCAAUCUAGUGCUGUUGGCUUGUGCUGGCCUAGUGACAACGGUGCCAGGGCAUGCAAGCGCAGGGCGAUCGGAUCCUGCCCAAGGCCGGAAAGACUUGCGCGAACUUCGAUUGGUCCAUUUCACGACCCACGAAUACUUCGAGAGGACUGUUGAUCGAUGGUACCCAAAGGCGGAUCUCAAGAUUACUCUCGUUUGUCUUACCUACUUAGCCAUCGACCACUACUUACGACAGUCUUACGACGAUGGGCACAUGCAUGUCCAAUUGCUGGAGUACGCGUUCCGAAACUGGCCAGCCCAUGCAGCUGUGGUAGAUCGAGACGGCGCCGCAGAAGAUGUGGCUGAAGUGGCUACAGCACUCGCUCGCUUGAUCAAUAAAGAGGGAGAUGUGUGCAGGAACACGUCAUCGAAUUAA
Fulvia fulva is the source of this 486-nucleotide messenger RNA. RefSeq lists its product as uncharacterized. NCBI's taxonomy places the organism in Eukaryota, Fungi, Ascomycota, Dothideomycetes, Mycosphaerellales, Mycosphaerellaceae. The transcript has a single exon. The record is from RefSeq and is a predicted model, not a curated record. The coding region runs from base 1 to 486 and encodes 161 amino acids.